UCAAAAUAAACUUGUGGAUCAUCGAUCUGCCAAAACCAAAACCCCAAAGCUAAAGUUUUUCGUCUCCAUCCACAGAAUUCCCAAACCUAAACCACCAGUGCAUAUUAGCAUCCAACAACAACAACAAGGUCACUCUGCUCCUGCAAAAUCCAGAUCUUCAAAUUACAUCAAAUUCAGAUCAUCAACAUAAAAUUCAGAGGUGCUGAGUGUAAUUGAACUCCCUUGGCUGCUCCAGCAGAACAAGAACACAACAAUGGAGCAGUUAAAAACAAUCGGACGUGAAUUAGCAAUGGGUUCCCAAGGUGGAGGAUGGGGAUUAUCAAAAGAAUUCCUAGAUCUUGUCAAAUCAAUCGGUGAAGCUAGAUCUAAAGCUGAAGAAGAUCGAAUAGUAUUACAUGAAAUCGAGACAUUAAAAAGAAGGAUAAUCGAACCUGAUAUACCUAAAAAGAGAAUGAAAGAGUAUAUACUUCGUCUUGUUUAUGUUGAAAUGUUAGGUCAUGAUGCUUCUUUUGGGUAUAUACAUGCUGUUAAAAUGACACAUGAUGAUUCCUUAGUGUUGAAGAGGACUGGGUAUUUGGCUGUCACGUUGUUUUUGAAUGAAGAUCAUGAUUUGAUUAUAUUGAUUGUGAAUACCAUUCAGAAGGAUUUGAAAUCGGAUAAUUAUUUGAUUGUUUGUGCUGCUUUGACUGCUGUCUGUAAGUUGAUUAAUGAAGAAACGAUUCCGGCGGUGUUGCCUCAGAUUGUUGAGUUACUGGGGCAUCAGAAAGAAGCUGUUAGGAAGAAGGCCAUUAUGGCUUUACAUAGAUUUUAUCAGAGAUCUCCGUCUUCUGUUUCUCAUCUGGUGUCCAAUUUCAGAAAGAGGUUGUGCGAUAGUGACCCUGGAGUCAUGGGUGCAACACUUUGCCCUCUUGCUGAUCUUAUUGCAGUAGAUGUAAGUGCUUACAAAGAUUUAGUUGUCAGCUUUGUGAACAUUCUAAAGCAAGUAGCUGAGCGCAGAUUGCCAAAGAGUUACGAUUACCAUCAAAUGCCAGCACCAUUCAUUCAGAUCAGACUGCUGAAAAUUCUGGCUCAGCUCGGAAGUGGUGAUAAACAUGCUAGUGAAUGCAUGUAUACUGUUUUGGGUGACAUAUUCCGGAAGGGUGAUUCUUCUAGUAACAUAGGAAAUGCAAUUUUAUAUGAGUGCAUUUGUUGUGUUUCAUCUAUACAUCCCAGUCCAAAAUUGUUAGAUGCUGCUGCUGAAGUAACAUCCAGAUUUUUGAAGAGUGAAAGUCACAAUCUGAAGUAUAUGGGAAUUGAUGCGCUUAGCAGACUGAUUAAGAUAAAUCCAGACAUUGCGGAAGAACACCAGCUUGCUGUGAUCGAUUGCCUAGAGGAUCCAGAUGAUACUCUUAAAAGGAAGACAUUCGAACUGCUUUACAAAAUGACCAAGUCUUCCAAUGUGGAAGUGAUAGUGGACCGUAUGAUUGAUUACAUGAUAAGUAUUAGUGACAAUCAUUAUAAGACAGAGAUAGCAUCUCGAUGUGUUGAACUUGCCGAGCAAUUUGCACCAAGUAAUCAGUGGUUUAUUCAGACCAUGAAUAAGGUCUUUGAGCAUGCUGGUGAUCUUGUGAAUAUUAAAGUGGCACAUAAUUUAAUGCGACUCAUUGCUGAAGGAUUUGGAGAGGACGAUGAAGGUGCAGACAGUCAAUUGAGAUCCUCUGCUGUGGAGUCCUAUCUGCGCAUAAUGGGAGAGCCCAAGUUACCGUCCGGUUUUCUGCAAGUCAUUUGUUGGGUUCUGGGAGAGUAUGGGACGGCAGAUGGAAAAUUUUCUGCUUCUUACAUCAUUGGAAAACUAUGUGAUGUUGCAGAGGCCCAUUCAAAUGAUGACACUGUUAAGGCAUAUGCAGUGUCAGCUAUUAUGAAGGUAUCUGCAUUUGAAAUUGCAGCAGGGAGGAGAGUGGAAAUGUUGCCUGAGUGCCAAUCCCUAAUUGAUGAACUAUCAGCAUCUCAUUCAACAGACCUGCAGCAGCGUGCGUAUGAGCUGCAAGCAGUGCUCAGCUUGGAUGCUCGUGCCGUUGAAAGUAUAUUGCCAUUAGAUGCAAGCUGUGAAGAUAUUGAGGUGGACAAAAACCUCUACUUCCUAGAAAAUUAUGUUGAGCAGUCUUUGCAAAAUGGCGCUCGACCUUAUGUUCCCGAGCAUGAGCGCUCUGGAAUGUUAAAUAUCAGUAGUUUUAAAAGCCAAGAUCAACAUGAGUCUUCCGCUCAUGCUCUCCGGUUCGAGGCUUAUGAACUUCCGAAACCUUUGGUACCUUCAAGAACUGCACCUAGUAUGCCACUUCCUUCGUCAACUGAUCUCGUUCCAGUGUCGGAGUCGAUAUAUGCCAGAGAAAACCAUCAGUCCUCGUCAUUUUCAGCCACCGCUGAUUCAGGGCCAACGGAACUGAAGCUACGCCUUGACGGGGUUCAGAAGAAGUGGGGCAAACCAACUUACUCAUCUCCUGCACCAUCCAUCUCUAGUUCAAGUUCCCAGAAACCUGUGAACGGAAUUUCUCAAAAUGACGGACAAGGGACAACAAACUUGCAAACACGGGAUGUUUCAUACAGUUCAAGGAAAACACAAGAAGUUAAUCCGGAGAAGCAAAAACUUGCUGCUUCCCUAUUUGGUGGCUCGUCAUCCAAAACCGAGAAAAGAACAUCUACAGGCUCCCAUAAAACCUCAAGAGGCAGUUCUACUCAAGUGGAGAAGGGAACAUUUGUCGCUACUGAACCUACAAAAGAGAAAACCAUUCCUGUUCACUCUUCACCACCUCCCGAUUUGCUUGAUUUUGGAGAACCCUCAAUAUCAAGUGGAACCCCAGCUGUAGAUCCAUUUGAGCAGUUGGAGGGACUUGUUGGGCCAGCUCAGACCCCUCCGAAUGUGAGUUAUAGUGAUAGUAAAGCUCCUGAUUUGAUGGGACUUUAUGGCGAUGCACUUACCAGCAUUGUAAAUUUGGUACCAACUAACACGGAAUCCAUGGCACCAAAUUCCACAAAUAAAAAUGCCCACAGCGGAGUCACAAGUCCAGCACUGAAAAAGGGUUCCAACCCCCAAGAUUCCUUGGAAAAGGAUGCACUGUCAAGACAGAUGGGCGUCAUCCCGUCAGGUAAGAACCCUAACUUGUUCAGUGACUUGCUUGGCUAGAUUGUGGGGAAUUCAUCCUCAGGAAAUGGGUGUUGGAAACUUCUCUCAUGAAGAAACGGCUUGGCUCUGUGAUUCUCAUUUUUCAUCUGAUCACGAGGGGUUUUGGUUGGCUCAAUAGAAAGAGCUGCUGUUGAAAGACUUGAGUGUCCAGAAAGGAGGUAUCUGCUGAGAAACUCUUGACAAGCAUAACGAGGGUUUUGUAUUUGUUAGAAUAUAUGUUUGGUAGUGUUUUUUUUUUUUGUAGUGAAAAUAUAGGGGUUCGUGUACAUGAGUACACUGUUCAGGCAGUUGUCGCAAUGCAAUUAUACAAAAACAUCUCAGCAUUCAUCAAACCUGAGUGUUAGGAGUUUUAGAGCAUUUUGGCUUCAGGAGGUUUUGUUGAACGGUUCCUUUUUACUUGAUUUUCAUAUUGUUCAAUCACCAUAAAACUUGAAUAAUGUUGUAUCAUUGCUAUUUCGUUAGAGAAACUGGCUCGAUUUUUCUGCGUGAUA
Messenger RNA from Papaver somniferum (opium poppy), 3651 nucleotides. Its product is annotated as AP-4 complex subunit epsilon-like. The transcript has 11 exons. Gene Ontology annotation, molecular function: cargo adaptor activity. The record is from RefSeq and is a predicted model, not a curated record. Gene Ontology annotation, cellular component: AP-4 adaptor complex; membrane coat. Gene Ontology annotation, biological process: intracellular protein transport; receptor-mediated endocytosis. The coding region runs from base 254 to 3160 and encodes 968 amino acids. Lineage: Eukaryota; Viridiplantae; Streptophyta; Magnoliopsida; Ranunculales; Papaveraceae.